Pomacea canaliculata is the source of this 1220-nucleotide messenger RNA. RefSeq names its product perlucin-like protein. Lineage: Eukaryota; Metazoa; Mollusca; Gastropoda; Architaenioglossa; Ampullariidae. Gene Ontology annotation, molecular function: signaling receptor activity. The transcript is spliced from 5 exons. The coding region runs from base 625 to 1110 and encodes 161 amino acids. The record is from RefSeq and is a predicted model, not a curated record.
GUUCUGACUGCGACGCCGGUGGUGACCACGACUGACCUCUUGCCCCCAUUGUUGCAGUGUAAUUAUACCCUCCCUCAUGUAGUUUAUUUUAAUGCUUACAUUUCAUAUACCAAGCCGAUGUCUGUAACUGUAAAGUGUUGUCAUCCUGAGAGACAGACAAGUAAACAACAAUACCCGCCACGGGAGGCGACAGAUAAAGCUGUGAGGUUCUGUUGAAAGUAAAAGUCCUCCCGCUUUACAGUUUACCUUUGGGAGGGCAUAACAUGUUAGUUCAAUGAGUGCAUUUUCUAAAGUCUUUACAGUGUGAAAUGUAUUGAAUUAAGUGUGAAGUGAUGAGGAUAAGGGCGACAACGAUUGUUCAGCAACAGCAUGUAACUGUGAUGGCCUCCAGUAGCAGCCUGCAGUGGGCGAGAAGCACGUGAUGUGGUGUCACGUGACUAUCACGAGUGCCCGCUCUGCCAAGUGGACGUCGUGGGGAGUAGAGGACAACUGUAGUAACAUGAGCUGGUGCUUCUCCUGUUAUCUCCCCUACCUGUUGGUGUGCUGCUGACGUCAGCUAUACUGCACGGAUUAGCUUUCACUGACCAUGGAAGUGUGAAGGUUCACUGUGAGGAAAGAGUAUAAAUGUGGGUGACACACCUGUCAGCACCUACACAGGUAAACAUGUCUUCAGCAACACUCCUCCUGCUGCUGGCUCUUGGGGGCGUGUGCCAUUGUUUUCGGUGUCCCCCCUCAUGGGUUCCUUAUGGCAAUUCUUGCUACACCUACAUUUCACAAUCACUCACCUGGCCAGACGCAGCCAACCGCUGCAGGGCUAUUGGAGGCUACCUCGUUGAAAUCACAUCUCGUUCGGAAAAUAAUUUUGUGCAGAGUUUGAUAGGAAGAAGCAGUGUCUGGAUGGGAAUCAACAAGUUGCGCAAUGGACGCUGGGUGCUGACGUCCAGUGGCAGACCCUUGCCCUACGCCAACUGGGCGCGUGGAGAACCCAACAACUACCGAGGGCGCGAGACCUGUGGUCAGAUGUACUCUAACGGUCGCUGGAAUGACCACAGAAGCUCCCACAGGAUACCGUCAGUCUGCGAGAGGAGUGCGUUUAGCUGGUGCCACUGACCCCAGUCCACACACAGGAUGAUUGGUUGUGAUGACAGAAAGUACAGGUAGUGGUGUGAACCCGACUGUCAACUUGAAACUACAUUUUCUCGCUAAAAUAAACACUAUCU